Messenger RNA from Helianthus annuus (common sunflower), 689 nucleotides. RefSeq names its product photosystem II reaction center W protein, chloroplastic. The coding region runs from base 119 to 535 and encodes 138 amino acids. The transcript is spliced from 2 exons. The record is from RefSeq and is a predicted model, not a curated record. Gene Ontology annotation, biological process: photosynthesis. Gene Ontology annotation, cellular component: photosystem II; chloroplast. NCBI's taxonomy places the organism in Eukaryota, Viridiplantae, Streptophyta, Magnoliopsida, Asterales, Asteraceae.
GUGGUUGCAUCGAAUAUAACUUUAAUAAACCAACUUUAUAUAAAAACACAACUUUGAAGUGCAAUCUCCAUUGUUGAAUCUUCAAGCUCUUGCAAUUCAAUUGAAGAAGAAGAAGAAGAUGGCAUCAAUCUCAGCUUCCAUUUCCACCUCAUCACCAUCCUUCUCUUUGCUCCAAAAGCCCACCACCACUGCCCAUGGUUCCCCGGUUCUUGGGUUGCCAUCAAUGAGCAAGAUGGGGAAAGUGAGAUGCUCAAUGGAAGGUAAGCCCGCGGUCACAUCUGACGACAAUGUAUCGAAGUUGAGGAUGGGUGCAUCGUCAUUGAUGGCUGCCGCGGUGGCUGCAACCAUGUCGAGCCCAGCGGCCAUGGCUUUAGUGGAUGAGCGAAUGAGCACCGAAGGGACCGGGCUGCCGUUUGGGCUAAGCAACAACCUUCUUGGGUGGAUCCUUUUUGGUGUGUUUGGUUUGAUUUGGACACUUUACUUUGUCUACGUUGGUGGCCUUGAUGAGGAUGAGGAGUCAGGUUUAUCGCUUUAAACUUUUUUUUUACUUGAAAUGACAAUUUAAAAAUUGUGAUGGACUUAUGUGUAAUAUUGUUCAUGUAUCAGUUUGUACUUUGAUUGUGGAGUAUUUGUGUUUAUGAGAAUUGCACUUUUUUCCCUCGAGAUUUGAAUAUGAACACAUACUUCAU